Penicillium pulvis is the source of this 1908-nucleotide messenger RNA. RefSeq names its product Zn(II)2Cys6 transcription factor. Gene Ontology annotation, biological process: regulation of DNA-templated transcription. Bases 1 to 1908 code for a protein of 635 amino acids. Lineage: Eukaryota; Fungi; Ascomycota; Eurotiomycetes; Eurotiales; Aspergillaceae. Gene Ontology annotation, molecular function: DNA-binding transcription factor activity, RNA polymerase II-specific; zinc ion binding. The transcript has 2 exons. The record is from RefSeq and is a predicted model, not a curated record.
AUGGCGUCAGCAGAAAGAGAUAUUGACUCCGUCGCAGGAAGUAACGUCCAUUAUGAGUCCAACAAGAAACGAUCGAACUCUGAGGCGGCCGAUUACCCGCGGAGACGGGCCACAAUCGCUUGCCAGAUAUGCCGAUUGCGCAAGACACGCUGCAACGGUGCCCGUCCCAAAUGUCAGCUUUGCACAGAUUUAGAUGCUGAAUGCACGUACCGAGAGCCAGGUAUCAAGCUCGAUAUGGGCGAUAAGUUGAUUCUGGAGCAUCUUAUUCGGAUCGAAGGUCUGCUGCAUGCAAGCUCGUCUACAUCCGGACCUCAACCAGCCUUGUCAUCGAGCUCUCCAACAACAAGUCAUGAUACCAAUAUUAGCAGUGAUGAUCUAGUGGCGAAGAUAGCCAACGGAGCUCCAACUUGGAAAACGUCGGUGGGGUUUGCAUCUUGGGCCAACCCACCUUCGAGUAUCAGCAUCUCUACAAUGCCCAGGGUGCAUAUCACCCCAGGCCUGCACCUUCUGCAAUGGCCUCUGAUGCGCGAUUUGGUCUCGAAGCCCUACAAUCCGCAAAAUCUGCUUCAGCUAGAGAUGGCUCGCGAACCAUUACGAAUGACACCGAAUUCUGGAUUAGAUUUAGGGAAUGUACCUACCUAUGUGCAGGCUUUCUUCGGUCAUGCCAACGUCUGGUAUGCCUGUGUAAACCCAUACUCGUGGAAUCGUGACUAUAAAACCGCUCUGGCCCAAAGAUUCCAAGAGGGUCCGGUCUCUUGUGUCGUACUGCUCGUCCUAGCUCUAGGAUGUGCCAGCCGAGAGGGCAGCAUGACAUCGGUGCCCCUAAACUGUGAACCGCCAGGGCUUCCAUAUUUUGCCACUGCUUGGAAUCUCUUACCAUCUGUCAUGAUGCGCAAUUCUGUCAUGGCUGUCCAAUGCAUGGUUCUUGCCUCGGCAUAUUUGUUCUACUUGGUGCGUCCGCUGGAAGCUUGGAACUUGCUAUCAAAUGGAAGCAUGAAAUUACAAUUGCUAUUGGGCGAUUCGAAUCGCGUGCCUGCACAAUGGAAAGAGACCAGUAAACGGCUCUUUUGGAACUUACUUUUGUACGAGAGUGAUCUGCUGGCGGAACUCGAUCUCCCGCACUCAGGUCUUGUCCACUUUGAGGAAUUUGUCGACCUUCCAGGGGGCUUUGAGGAAGAGGAGAACGAUGAUGACGGGGUUCUGAAUGAUGAUCAUGAUUCCGACGGAUAUCACACUGGCAAGCCUACCGAAGAACCGCCAGGUCGAGAUGAGCUUUGGUACUUCUUGGCCGAGAUUGCACUGCGGAGACUUCUUAACAGAGUCAGUCACCUCAUCUAUCAGAAAGACCAUUCACACACACUUGCAGCACUGGGGCCUAUAGUAUCGGAGUUGGACUUCCAGCUAUCACAGUGGCAUGACAGUCUGCCUUGUCCGGUAAAAUUUCCUCUCACGCAAAUACCACUCACCAAUCCUAUGCAGACCGUUCUCCGGCUUCGCUAUAAUGCAUGUCGCACAAUUAUCUACCGCCCGUAUAUUCUAGCCGUAUUUAAGAAUGAGCAAGCUGGUAUGGACUCACAUGUGCGAGAGUGCAGUCGAAGAUGUCUGGAGGCCACAUUGCGCCAACUCGAGCACAUCACCAGCCAUCGUGAGGGCCACCUUCCGUAUCUGUGGCAAGGCGCCUUGUCGAUGGUAUCACAAACCCUGUUGAUUAUGGGUGCUACCAUGUCGCCCACUCUAUCGAUUUUACUCCCAGCCUCGCCUCAUGUCGAUGCCAUCAUCUCUAGUGUGAUCGCCGAGGUCAAUGGAUACGCACACUUGGCACCAAGUCUGAAAUUGUCUGCAGAGAUCAUUCGUGAUGCUGAGAGGCGGCGACAAAUCUGGCUUCGAUCACCCGGAAUUGGUAUAUGA